This is a messenger RNA of Didymodactylos carnosus, 1071 nucleotides long. The record is from the annotation of a GenBank genome assembly. Lineage: Eukaryota; Metazoa; Rotifera; Eurotatoria; Philodinida; Philodinidae.
AUGGACAGUCAGGCGGUAAAACUAACUGGUCAGACACGAGCUCAAUGGUAUUGGAAAUCGAAUUCCGAUCCAUUGUCAAACCAGAAAGAGGAAUGGACAAAUUAUUCUGUAAUCGAAUCAGAAAUUAUUGAAGAAGCAUUUAAGGGAAAAGAUAAAACAAAACUUGCUGAAUUGGAUAAUUACUGGAUUAGUGUAAAUGAUGGCAUUCAAAUCAGUAAAUCGCAUGAAAAUAAACAAAGGCCGAUAAAGCGAGUUCUAACUAGGAGAAAUCAAUGUUUAAGAGAAGAACGAUUCUUUCUUCCACAACCAUUAAAUAAACCGUUCAAUGAUGAUUUGGGUACAGGGGCUGUUACAUUUCUUUCACAAUGGAAGAAAGAUGAGAAACUUUCAGAUCCUGAAAUAGUGGAAAAGGCAGCGAAUGGGAUCAUUAUUGAAGGGAAUCAACUAGGCCAACAUUGCGAAUCACAAUGGAUAGCCCGUCAACUUACAGCCGUGAAAAAUAAAGACAGAAAAGAAAUUUACAAGUCCUGCAUUAAGCUAUACACAAAAGAAUGCUUUCUCUAUAAACUAAUAAAUAAAACAAUGAGAGAAAACGAUAAAACCAAAGUCGACACUUUGGGCCCCUUCUGCUACAUUUUAUUCAGAAGCUGGUAUACCGAUGAUAAGGGAUGCCCUACUGGGAUCUAUCGAGGUGCUGAGAUGGAUUCGAAUACGAUUAACUUAUAUGCGGAAGCGAUCGGUCAGCGUAGAUGUUGGAAUGGAUUUUCUUCUACAAGUAAGAGUCAUGAAAAAGCCGCAAACUUCGGCAAUACUUUAUUCAUAAUAGAGGCGAAAGAGUACUCCGGCAUUGACAUAUCAUCAUGCUCAGACUUUCCAGAGGAAGACGAAGUCCUCCUUCCUCCUGCCACAGCAUUUACAAUCACCAAAGUCGAAUAUGACCAAAAAACACAUAAAACCAAUAUUUAUUUAACAUUACAAUAUACUGGUGGUACUGGUGGUGGUAGUAUCGCUUCCAUUCCAACCGCCUUGUGGUCGUCUAUGAUACUUGUUGUUUUUGUAUGUUGUAUUUAG